AUGCAGGUGUCCAAAUCCGAAGAGAAAUGUUUUGAACUAAGGGCAAAAAAAGCAAUUGACGGUAAAGGAAUUUAUGACCAUACGUUGCUCGGCCAAAAAAAUGUUGUUCGGAUGGACAGUCCAUCCGCCCAUGGCGGAUUGAAGCUGGCACUCGACACACAAGUUCACCUUGCACUUAUGACAAAGGAUGGACUCCAUAUGGCACCCUCCUACGCUAACUUCCCCGCUUUUUUUGCUUAUAAUUCAAUGGAUGGAGAUGUAUCUCUUGACAGUGUAAACACGUGCAUUGCUUUCUCAAUCUACUUCAGCGUUGCGAGGAGUCUUACAUUCUCCCAAUCCUAG
Molecule: messenger RNA, 342 nt
Organism: Protopolystoma xenopodis
Lineage: Eukaryota; Metazoa; Platyhelminthes; Monogenea; Polystomatidea; Polystomatidae
Source: the annotation of a GenBank genome assembly